Guillardia theta CCMP2712 is the source of this 1002-nucleotide messenger RNA. RefSeq lists its product as hypothetical. The annotation marks the transcript as partial. The record is from RefSeq and is a predicted model, not a curated record. The transcript has 3 exons. NCBI's taxonomy places the organism in Eukaryota, Cryptophyceae, Pyrenomonadales, Geminigeraceae.
UGCAGCUCAGGCACAUACAAGAGCAGCCUCGGCAGCCAAGCCUGCACCUCCUGUCCUGCCGGCACGUCUACAUACGGGACAGGAAGCACACAAGCGAGCGACUGUCAGUGUGCGGCAGGGUACGGGUACUCGACGUCGUCAUCAAGCUGCACGGCCUGUGCCGUAGGAAAGUACAAAUCUUAUACAGGAAAUAGCGUGUGCACCGAUUGCUCUGCUGGCAAGUACUCGACGGUCGGAGCGACCGCCAACUGCACGUGCAAUUUGGGAUACACGCAAUCCGGUUCAACCUGUGCUGCUUGCAGCUCAGGCACAUACAAGAGCAGCCUCGGCAGCCAAGCCUGCACCUCCUGUCCUGCCGGCACGUCUACGUACGUUACAGGAAGCACGCAGGUGAGCGACUGUCAGUGCACCGCGGGAUAUGGAUCCAACGCCGCCUCUUCCUCUGGCUGCUCCCCGUGUGCUGCGGGCAAGUACAAAUCUGAUUUGGGAAACUUUGUCUGCACCGAUUGCUCUGCUGGCAAGUACUCGACGGUCGGAGCGACCGCGUGCUUGACGUGUCGCGCCAACUCCUACAGCGCCGCAGGGAGCUCGCAGUCAGGGUGCGUAUGCAACAGCGGCUACGGAGCGACGACCAUCACUGAGGCCUGUCAAGCAUGCGCAGCUGGGACGUACUCGGACUCGACGAUGAACGAGUGCGUGACGUGUGCAGCUGGGAAAUACUCAGACUCAGCACGAUUUGGGUGCGUCAGCUGUCCUGCUUACUCCUCUUCUUCUGCUGGCAGCUCCUCCGGGUGUACUGGGUGCGUCAUUGGUCACUACAAGCCGCUUGCAGGGUCAUCGCCUUGCACGGCCUGUCCAGCGCACAUGACGACACUCUCUGGCGCGUCUACCUCACAGUCGGAUUGCGUCUGCGACAAGGGAUACACGCUCAACCUCUCUUCCGGUCUGUGUGUCGCUUGUGCUGCUGGGACAUACAAGAGCCAGCUUGGCUCAAGCGCCUGC